Messenger RNA from Capsella rubella, 2618 nucleotides. Its product is annotated as putative clathrin assembly protein At1g14910. Gene Ontology annotation, molecular function: 1-phosphatidylinositol binding; phosphatidylinositol-4,5-bisphosphate binding; SNARE binding. The record is from RefSeq and is a predicted model, not a curated record. Gene Ontology annotation, biological process: clathrin coat assembly; vesicle budding from membrane; clathrin-dependent endocytosis. The coding region runs from base 138 to 2366 and encodes 742 amino acids. Lineage: Eukaryota; Viridiplantae; Streptophyta; Magnoliopsida; Brassicales; Brassicaceae. The transcript has 15 exons. Gene Ontology annotation, cellular component: clathrin-coated pit; clathrin-coated vesicle.
UGAUUUCCUCCUCUUUCUUCUCGCUCUCUCUUAUUACGUUUCUUUAGAUUUUUCUCAGAGGUUUUCUCGGGAAAAUAAUUUUAUUAUAUAUAUAUCUGAGAAGAAGAUUCGGGAGAUAGAGAUCUGAACAGUCUCUAAUGGGAACGCUUCAGUCAUGGCGAAGAGCUUACGGAGCCCUAAAAGACACCACCAAAGUCGGACUUGUCCGCGUCAAUAGCGAUUACGCCGAAUUAGAUGUUGCCAUAGUGAAAGCUACUAACCAUGUCGAGUGUCCUCCCAAAGAUCGUCAUCUCAGGAAAAUAUUCCUUGCAACAUCAGCAGUUCGGCCUCGAGCAGAUGUUGCUUACUGCAUUCAUGCUCUCUCUCGACGAUUGCACAAAACCAGAAACUGGACGGUUGCACUGAAAGCACUACUUGUCUUACACCGGCUUUUGAGGGAUGGUGAUCCCACCUUUAGAGAGGAGCUACUGAAUUUUAACCAAAAAGGACGCAUUAUGCAGAUUUCUAAUUUCAAAGAUGAGUCGAGCCCAAUCGCCUGGGAUUGUUCAGGGUGGGUACGCACUUAUGCUUUAUUUCUUGAGGAACGGCUUGAAUGCUUCAGAGUUUUGAAAUAUGACAUUGAAGCUGAACGUCUUCCAAAAGUUUCCCCAGGACAGGAGAAGGGUUAUAGUAAAACAAGGGAUUUAGAUGGUGAAAAACUCCUGGAACAGUUACCAGCGUUACAGCAGCUUCUGCAGCGUCUCAUUGGUUGUAAGCCAGAAGGUGCUGCGAAGCACAAUCAUAUAAUUCAAUAUGCACUCGCUCUGGUGUUGAAGGAGAGCUUCAAAGUCUAUUGCGCCAUCAAUGAAGGAAUCAUAAAUCUAGUAGAAAAGUUCUUUGAAAUGCCAAGGCAUGAGGCCAUCAAGGCCCUUGAAAUAUACAAGCGCGCGGGUCUGCAGGCUGGCAAUCUUUCUGAUUUUUAUGAAGUCUGCAAAGGAUUAGAACUUGCAAGGAAUUUCCAGUUUCCUGUUUUAAGAGAGCCUCCACAAUCUUUUCUUACAACAAUGGAGGAGUAUAUGAGAGAUGCACCUCAAAUGGUCGACGUCACAUCUGGGCCACUGCUUCUGACCUAUACGCCGGAUGAGGGGAUUAAUCCUGAAGAUGUUGAACCUUCGGAUGCAGAACAUGGACCAUCAUUGCCUUCUUAUAGUACUGCUGGUCCCUCUGAAGAGACUCAGCCUUCUUCCCAGCCUCCUCCUUCAGCAGAAACUCCACAAAAUAUCAUUGAUACAGAUGAUUUAUUGGGUCUGAAUGAUGAUACACCUGAUCCGUUAGAAAUCCUAGACCAAAAUGCACUUGCUUUGGCCCUAGUUUCCACUGAUGAUGAUUCUUCGACGUUUGGUUUUGGUCAAGUAAGAGAUUUGGAUUCGUCAGGAUGGGAGCUUGCCUUGGUCACAACGCCUAGCAAUGAUAUAUCUGCAGCCACUGAGAGACAAUUGGCGGGUGGCUUAGACACGCUCACCCUGAACAGUCUAUACGAAGAUGGAGCCUACAGAGCUGCCCAACAGCCUGCCUAUGGCACUCCAGCUCCCAAUCCAUUUGAGGUCCAAGACCAGUUUGCAUUUUCGAACAGUGCUCCGCCGCCUUCAGAUGCAAACAACCCAUUUGGUCUCUAUCAGCCAACCUAUCAUCAACAACAGCAGCAACCACAGCUUCAGGUUGCACCCAGCGCUGCAAAUCCUUUUGGUGAUUUUGAGGAAUUUCCAAUAGUCCCGGUUUCAGAACCACAAAGCACCAGCUUUGGGGCAUUUCCAGUAAUCCCAGUGUCAGAACCAUCAAAUACCACCAGCUUUGGGGAAUUUCCAGUAGUCGCGGUUUCAGAACCAGAAAACACCUCUUUUGGGACAUUUCCAGUAAUCCCAGUGUCAGAACCGUCAAACACCACUGGCUUUGGGGAAUUUCCAGCAUUCGCGGUUUCAGAACCGCCAAACACCUCCGCUUUUGGGGCAUUUCCAGUAAUCCCAGUUUCAGAACCGUCUAACACCAGCGGCUUUGGGGAAAUUCCAGUAGUCGAGGUUUCAGAACCACAAAACACCAAUGGUUUUGGGGCGUUUCCAGUACUCCCAGUUUCAGAACCGCCAAACACAACAGGUUUUGGGUCAUUUCCUGUAGUCCAGGUUUCAGAACCGUCAAUCACAGCAGGUUUUGGGGCAGUACCAGUAAUACCGGUUUCAGAAUCAUCAAAAAGCACCGGUUUUGGGGAACUCCCAGUAAUCCCCGUUUCAGAAGCGCAGAGCACCACAGGUUUUGGGGAAUAUCCGGUAAAUGGAGGUGCUCAUCAACAACAUAACCGCAACAACCCCUUCGGCAGCACUGGCUUCUUGUGAUUAGCUUCUUGGUGUAUGUUUCAAAUGCUCUUCUCCAUUCGUUUCAUAUGAGUAACAAUAGAAUCACAUCAUCUGAGUUAUUUCGAGUCUUGCAAAUCUUGGUCUGCUUAUAUAUAAGAGAAAGGACUCGGGGUGAAUAUAAAAAAUGUAAAAUUCACUUUUACUUUCUUUAAAAGAAGAUGAAAGAAAUUAUUCGUGUGAUAAAUAAAUUUUGAAUUAUGACUAGCAAAAUAAUGUCAUAAUGUGUAUAUA